This is a messenger RNA of Athene cunicularia (burrowing owl), 1128 nucleotides long. Its product is annotated as PHD finger protein 7-like. The record is from RefSeq and is a predicted model, not a curated record. Gene Ontology annotation, cellular component: nucleus. The coding region runs from base 37 to 1128 and encodes 363 amino acids. NCBI's taxonomy places the organism in Eukaryota, Metazoa, Chordata, Aves, Strigiformes, Strigidae. The transcript has 10 exons.
CUGCUGGGACAGUGGCUCUCCCAACUGUCACAGUCAAUGUGCACCAUGUCUGGGAGAAAGCGGGAGGCCCCCGACUCGAUGGAGCAGGCGUGCGUGCUGUGUGGCCGGGCAGCGGCGGACCCGGAUAUCUGCGGGCACAAAAUCCAGCAGCACGGCCUCUGUGCCCACGUGUUUUGCCUGUUUUUUGCCAACAAGCUUUCGCAGCAACCGCUGGAGGAUGUGGGCCUGAUGGGAUUUCUCCCAGAGGAUAUCCGCCGCACGAUCGAGCGGGCAGCGCAGCAGCAAUGCUUCGUCUGUGGCAAGAGCGGGGCUGCCACAACCUGCUGCCGGGAGGGCUGCGACCGCAGCUUCCAUCUGCCCUGUACCACGGAGGGAGGAUGCGUGACGCAGUUCUUUUUCCAGUACAGGUCCUUCUGUGGGGAGCACAGCCCAGAGCAGGCAGUGGAGGCAGCUCCAGAGAAGGACACCACCUGCCUCCUCUGCCUGGAGCUUGUCGGGGACAGAAAGUCCUACGGCACCAUGGUGUGCCCAGCGUGCAAGCACGCCUGGUUCCACAGGGGCUGCAUCCAGGGACAGGCUGUGCGCGAUGGCAUUUCUUGUUUCCGGUGCCCGCUCUGUAGGGACAGGGAUGCAUUUUCUUCAGAAAUGCUGAGCAUGGGCAUCCGCAUCCCCUUCAGUUUGCCAUCGCAGGACCCCCACGCAUAUGAUGAUCUCAGUGAGAGGCACAGCCGCUGCGAUGCCUGUGAGUGCCUGUGCCCAGGAGGCAGGGAGCAGGCAGAGGCACAGGGGCCCUGGGAAUUGCUCCUGUGCUGCUCCUGCGCUGCCGAGGGCACUCACAGAUGCUGCUCCCGCCUGAGGACCACCACAGCCAGCUGGGAGUGCAACAGCUGUGCUGGCCUGGGCACCGCCUCCAGUGGCAGCUCAGAGCUCACCAGCCCCAGCACUAGUAGCCAGUUGGCACUGGGACAGUUCCACAGCACCCUGACACCCAAGAGCAGCUGCCCCAGCAGCACCAGAUAUUCUGGUAUUUUAGAAACCAAAGCAGUUGCUACCAAGUCAGCUGAAAAUGAAACAGAAAAGAAUGAAAUUAAACACAAAGGAACAAAAGCAGUGCCUCACUGCUGCUAA